This is a messenger RNA of Rhipicephalus microplus (southern cattle tick), 1143 nucleotides long. RefSeq names its product iris. The record is from RefSeq and is a predicted model, not a curated record. Gene Ontology annotation, molecular function: serine-type endopeptidase inhibitor activity. Lineage: Eukaryota; Metazoa; Arthropoda; Arachnida; Ixodida; Ixodidae.
AUGCUGUCGACAACGUAUUGUGAUGCGCUGCUCAAGUUUACCAUACGCAUGUACCAGCAUUUGCAGUCAAAAAACAUGGAGAACGAAAACGUUGUGUGCUCGCCCUUCAGCAUAACCAGCGCGCUCGCGAUGCUUGGUGGUGGAGCGGGCAGCACUACAUCUAAACAAAUAUUUGCUGUUCUAAACUUGAAGGCGAGCAAGGACAAGAUCCGCGAGCAUUUUCGCAACUUGCUGACCACGAUGUCUGGCUGUGCUCCUGGUGCCACAUUCUUCGUGGCCAAUAGAAUCUACAGUGACCAGCAAUUUCCAGUCCGAAGCAGCUACAUAGAUCUCCUGGAAUCGUCAUAUAGAGCAACGCUGAAGACCGUCAACUUCACGAGCGACCACGAGGCAGUUCGACAGGAAGCCAACCACUGGGCCUCGGAGCAAACUGCAUCCAAGGUUCAAGACAUGCUUCGUCCCGGCAGCGUCGACUCUCGCACUCUGUUAGUUCAUACGAGUGCCAUCUCCUUCAAAAGCUUUUGGCAAUUUCCUUUCCAUUCUGUUAAUACAACGCGACAGAACUUUCGCAUUGACUACAAGACCACCGUGCGAGUGAACAUGAUGCUUACAGACUGCAGUUUCAAAGUAGGCCACUCAGAGGAGCUGUGUGCCACGGCCUUGGAGAUACCAUACAGAGGCCAAAAAGCAUCGAUGGUAAUCCUCCUGCCCGACGAGGUUGAGGGAUUGUUCUCCCUAGAAGAUUCGAUAACUUGGACUAGGAUUUCCAUGCUUCUUGCAGAUAUGAAGGUACAAGACGUAGAAGUAAGCCUUCCGAAGUUCAAGUUGGAUUAUACUUUACCUCUAAAGAAGACAUUGGAAGAUCUCGGCGUCAAGGACUUGUUUACGCCGGGCGAAGCGGACCUCUCGGGUAUCUUCCAAAGCGAUCGGCCAGCGGUGUCCGAGAUCAUCCACAAGGCGGCAGUCGAGGUGAAUGAAGAAGGCACCGAACCUGCAGCUAGCAUGGCCAGGGCGGUUAUCGAGUCUACCGGAAAGGUCGCUGCGCAGACAAUGCGAUUCACCGUGGAUCAUCCUUUCAUGUUUUUCAUAAAAAGCAACGAACCAGACGUCAUCAUCUUUAUGGGUUCAGUGAGAAAACUGUGA